Myxocyprinus asiaticus (Chinese sucker) is the source of this 4622-nucleotide messenger RNA. Its product is annotated as nuclear receptor-interacting protein 3-like. Bases 887 to 1864 code for a protein of 325 amino acids. Lineage: Eukaryota; Metazoa; Chordata; Actinopteri; Cypriniformes; Catostomidae. Gene Ontology annotation, biological process: proteolysis. The transcript has 7 exons. The record is from RefSeq and is a predicted model, not a curated record. Gene Ontology annotation, molecular function: aspartic-type endopeptidase activity.
UUUAAAAAGACAGUGAAGCCAAAGAUGAGAAAAGUUUCAGAUUAGAUCUGUUUUACGUCAGCGGUGCAUCUGCAUUGCUUUUACACUCUAGGAAUGACAAGAUGGCAAGUGAAUCCUUUCUGCUGUCAGUGACCACUGGCACAGUGUCCUGGAUUAAUCAGUCUACACAACUACAUAAGAAAGCCUAUUAUAGAUUUGUCACGCACCAGUAUACACUCAAUGAUAUUAUAUGUUGGAUUGUUAUUCUAUGUGUGCAGGCGAGUGGAAGAUGUAAGAGGAAGUCUAUGCAUGCACAGUAUUGCAAAUGAGAGUUUAUCAUUCCAAUCAAAUGAACAUUUAGCAGAAAGGAGGGUGACACAUGGAAGGGAGAGAGAAGAGAGGUUUGAGAUAUGAGGUAGGUGGAGAAAGGAAGAGGGAGGUGGAGCAAAAGAGAGGAGAACGAGAGAGAAAGAGGGGAGGACACAGUCGCUUCUGAAGCACUGAAAGGACACAGACACACUGAAGCUCUCUACAAUCACACUUUCUUCACCAUGACAACCAUGCCAAUCACUGCACUGGACUGACGGCUGUCAAUCAACAGGACUAGAUUAUCAGGAUCACCCGCCACAAGAAAGAUUACAUCCUAAAGCGGAAUAAUUCCAAACUUUCAAAGACGUCCUUAUCCAUAGGGAAAAUUGGCAAUUUUUGAUCUUUCAAGUUCCAGGAGGAAAGGAGAGAUUUUGAGCUGCACGUCUGAAUGCUUGCACUUGUGUAUGCUUUAGGGGGAGCGUGUGCAAGGUUGACUUGCUCUGUAUCAGGGUCACGGACUUGCUGGCUUAAUAAGCUUCAGUAGAACCUGUGCCAGGGUUAAGUUAGUGUUUAUUUAGACCUCCUGUCUAUAAAGAUCAUGAGUGAGGGCAAGAAAGAGUUAGAGAUGAGAGACAAAGCCAUCAUGCACCAACAGAGGAGGCUGAAACAGGCCACCCAGUUCAGCCACAAGGACUCUGCGGAUCUUCUGCCACUGGAUGGGCUGAAGAGGAUGGGAACCUCCAAAGACCUGCAGCCCCAUAGCAUCGUACAGCGACGCCUCCUGGAGGGCAACAUUCCACGUCUGCGUGGAGAAGCCCGAGACGCCCCCACUCAUGUUCGCUCACCUCUGGCAGACAGCAAAGAGGGCGGAGAGCCAGAGGAGAGGAGUGAGAGUACGGUUGAUGACUCCACAGAGGAGAGGGAGUCUCCAGAGGAGAGCGAAAAGAGCUUCAGGUCUGAUGAGGAUGAGGACGAUGAAGAUGGGGACAGCAGUGAUGCUGGAGGAAAGACAGAGCCCAAACAGAAGGGAGGAAGAGAUCAAACGGAAGUGGAGAGGAAGAAAGGCCUUAAAGAGGGCGGGAAGGCAUCCACCCUCUCAGCUAUCAUGGUCCAGUGUAAGAAAGACAGCAAUAGGGGUUUGAACAGCAUAAGGUGCGGAGAUGCAGAGGUGAUGUUAUCCAUAAAUACAGGGUGCCAACACAACCACAUCUCCAAAACAUGCUGCAGAAGACUGGGACUGAAAACUACCGAAGACGACAAGUCCAGUGGGAAGCUGCCUGUCAGUGAUUCCACAAUGAAGACAGUGCAGUCCCUGCACCUGCAGCUGGGCAGAGAUAGAGUGCAGUGCACUGCCCAGAGGACGACACGUUUGAGGUGUGUCUGGGCCUACAGACUUUGCUGGAACUCAAAUGCUGUGUGGAUCUCAACUCCAGAGUGCUCCGUCUUCACAGCACAAAGGAAGAGCUUCCCUUCCUGGAUCCACCAUUUUGCAGCCAGUGCCAUCACCAUGACAACAACAAAAACAUGUGACCUCAGACCUCUGUGCCCAACAACUGCCAUGACCGUACCCAUGUAACCAGAGAGGAAGUUCAUGGAAGGAAGAGCCUGUGCCUGGACUGUAGUUUACCCUCGUGCCAGAUCAACAUAGACAGGCCUCUACUUUCCUUCCCUCUCAUCUUUGCUUCUUUAAUCUUCAUUGUUUGUUUCUAAUGCUAUUUACACAAAUCUGCCAACUAUGAUUUUGUUUCCCUGCUGUGCUAAAUUAGUUUUGAUUAAGUGUAAUAAUGCUCAUGAGGAGGAAGAUUGUGUUCUGGCAUAUUUAAUUGCCUUCAUCAAAAUUAAAAAACAAGGGUACAGUUAAUCAGUGAGGAAUUGAGUUAAUGUUUGAAAUUUGAUAAUAUUCUCUAACUGGUGAUUUGAAUUACAAAACAUUACUUCACAUGAGAACUGAAGAUUUGAACAGAAUUGCUUUGUUUGCCAAGGCUGCAAACUUAAAAGAUCAAGUGAGCUUCUAAACAAUAACAGAACUUCAAUUUUAAACAUUUAAAUGUGUCGAAACAAUCAAACGUUUGAGGAAAAUUCUUUCUCAAAACUGCAAAUUUAGCUGGACUCCACAACUGCCUUUCACUUAACAAAGACUGUGUUUUCUGCCCUCAUUUCCCUUUAGAGUGGUGAAUCAGCCAGUCCAAUCAAAUGUUAAUUGAGCCCCUGGGUUUGACUCACUGUUUCUGUUCUGAAGGACCCAUAAACCAACCAAAACAUUCCAUCUGCAUGAUUUUAUAGACUUUCCCCUUUGUAUUUUCCUGUGUUUUGCAUAAAUCUGUAUGAGAGUGUGUGUAGGAUGAGCUGAAAUGCUUCUCUGUUGUUCACCUGCAUGUGAUUGCUAUUAGAAAGACUGAAUAGAUAAACAAUCAGUUCCUCCUCUUCAAGAGCAAUUCUGCAGAGCAAAUUUUUCUUAAUCAGCAUGUCUUCUUAUAUCAAGUAAAGCCAAAUAAAUUGAAUUAGAACUAAAAUGGCAGAAGAUAUUAAAGUGACCGUUUCCCAAAAAUGAGAAUUAUGUUAUUAUUGACUCACCCUCAUGUUGUUUCAAACCUGUGUAUCUUUAUUUUUUCUGAGGAACUCAAAAGGAGAUGUUAGACAGAAGGUUUGGGUCUGACAUCCUCAGUCACCAUUCACUUUCAUUGUAUGGAAAAAAAUGAGAGCUGUCAUUAGAUUCAUUUUUUUAAUUGCAAUUAAUAUCAGAUUUUAAAAGUGCUGAAAUUUGACUCAAUAUAUACUUAUUUCCUGUCUAAAUGCAUUUAUUUAUUUGUAAAGAACAACACAGUAGAACAAAGCAAUAUGUAACAAUAAUGCUUUAUUAACAUUUUCCUAACUCCGCAGUGCAAAGACAGAAAUUCACUAAAAUAGCUCCAACUCAAGUAACAUUAAACAUUUACCAAAGUCUAAGUGGGAUGAUGACUGCUACUACUACUACUAUUCAUUGCAAUACACAUUAAUUUUCUUAAACCCUCAUCCUCCACAAUAUUAUCAGACUGUCUUUUCACUUUGAAUAUGGAAUGCACAUGAUUUGUUUCAGGGCAGCAAGUGUCGCGUUGAAAUCCAUAUGUUCUGAACUCUUGUUCUGCUUUUAGUGUUGGCACUGCCAAUGAAAAUAUAAUUCAUCCGUAUUGUCUAGUAAUCAUCAGCUGAUGCGUCAGAAGCUCAGCAGUAAUGGGUACAAAGUUGAAAUGAUUUUGUAUUUGAGUGGUGUGUCAACAAACCCUCCACGGGAGAACAAGCUGCACAGCAGGCUUGUAAGAAUUGACAUGCUUAUGUGGUAAAAUGCUGACUUACAAAAGAUGCAAACUUAAUUUUUGUUACAAGUCCCAUCAGUGUUUGUUUUAUAAGAGGUCCUUCUCCUGUCCCUGCUGGACAAAUCGCAAGGGUUCCGCCCUCUAACCAGUGUUCAGAACUCACAGAGUUGAAUGUCAGAAUCUAAUGUCAAAUCGGUACAUGCCUUAAUCGUGAUUAAGAAAAAAUGUACACGUUAAACAUUUUAAAUAAAUCACGUGUUAAUGGGUUAACGCUGACAGCACUAUAAAAAAAAAAAAGCAAUGAAAGAGAAGCAAUGAGGCUGUCAGUCCCUAACAUUCUCCUUUUGUAUUGCAUGGAAGAAAGCAAGUCAGCUGGUUAUUGGAAAUUGUAUUUAAUUUCUUGUUUGAAGCAUAAAAUCAACAAGGGAACAAGAAAAACAGCAUUUAAGAUAAUUGCACAAUUCUCAAGUGAAUUUACCUUGUUUUAAGGAUGUUUUUAGAUGUUUUUACUGGAAAACAAGACAAAAAUACUGAUUAAGAAAAUCAUUCUUAGCAGCGUAGACUUCCAGGUGCAAACCAUGUUCUUUUUCUACUCUUGGAUUGAAUUUGACUUUAUAACCGGAGGCUUUUCUCCACCACCCAUGCCUUGCUCAUUGGUUUUCUUUUUUUUUUUUUCUUCAGUCACAAGCACAACUAUGACAGUCUUUAUACAUCCAAGAAAAGCACUUGUCUCAGCUCCCAUUGAAAUAUUAUGUCAACCAAUGACCAAAAGGGUGUCUAUGACCCUGGGAAUAAUUAAACACUCAAUCAUCCUAAUCAUCUAGCCUGUUAGCGUUAUGGAUGACCUUUAAGCGGAUCAUAUCCAUAUACUUUCCCAUUAUUUGUUCUCCUCUGAUGCACCGUAUUUCUUUCUGCGCUUUGUGAGGGCCAAUUGUACGAAAAGAGUUUAUUUUUGGUGUUUUUUUUUGUUAUGUUUUGUUUUUCCUUUUCUCUGAACAAGUAUUUUCUCUGCCUAAAUAAAAUAAUGAUGUAUUCUGGCUA